Molecule: messenger RNA, 3418 nt
Organism: Hyla sarda
Lineage: Eukaryota; Metazoa; Chordata; Amphibia; Anura; Hylidae
Product: zinc finger protein 260-like
Exons: 2
Coding region: 360-2666 (768 amino acids)
Source: RefSeq, a predicted model, not a curated record
ACAACCUGUGGAGAUAGAGGAGCUCCUCAGCAAUCUCUAGUCUGACUAGGCCAGCUCCUCCCUUGGUUUAUAAGGGAGCAAUUUGGAGGAGUUCUAUAGGUCACCCACAAGUCACCUGAUCACUGACACCAUCCCAGGUUACAUAGCUUAACAACAGGACUUAAAGGUAUAGGCACUUAAAUACAGUGUAAGCUCUUGUGUCUCCUGAACACGUGUUCGGCUCUGCUGUGCGGUGGUGUGGUGUCAGGUUACUACAGCUCAGGAAUAUCUUCUCACUCCUGCAGCUGUUGUCAUCGCUCUGAGACAUCACACGGACACAGACGUAAGGAAAUCCCAGAAAGAAGGAAACAUCAGAGAUCAUGAAGCGCUGCUCGGGAGAAGAUGUAGAGAUCAUGAAGCGCUCAUUAGGAGAAGAUGGAGAGAUCAUGGAGCGCUCCUCAGGAGAAGAUGGAGAGGUCGUGGAGCGCUGCUCAGGAGAUGAUGGAGAGAUCAUGGAGCGCUCCUCAGGACAAGAUGGAGAGAUCAUGGAGCGCUCCUCAGGACAAGAUGGAGAGAUCAUGGAGCGCUCCUCAGGAGAAGAUGGAGUGAUCAUGGAGCGCUCCUCAGGAGAUGAUGGAGAGAUCAUGGAGCGCUCCUCAGGACAAGAUGGAGAGAUCAUGGAGCGCUCCUCAGGACAAGAUGGAGAGAUCAUGGAGCGCUCCUCAGGACAAGAGGGAGAGAUCAUGGAGCGCUCCUCAGGAGAAGAUGGAGAGAUCAUGGAGCGCUCCUCAGGAGAAGACCUCCUUACCCCUAAUGUCCAUCCAGAUCUAUCCUAUAAUAAUCCCCCUGAUCAUCAGGAACCUUCUCCUCACCGACCACACAUUGUUACCACAAGGACAGAGGAGAGAGGGGGGGAAAGGAAUCAAUGUGAUGAAUGUGGGAAAUAUUUCAGAAAUAGUUUAGGUCUUAUUAAACACAAACAAAGUCAUGAAAGAAUAAAGCCAUAUCCGUGUUCAGAAUGUGGGAAAUGUUUUGCAGAGAAAUCAACUCUUAAAAGACAUAGGAGAAUCCACACAGGAAAAAAGUCACAUUCAUGUUCAGAAUGUGAAAAAUGUUUUACAAAUAAAUCAGCGCUUGUUGUACAUGAAAGAAUUCACACAGGAGAGAAGCCAUAUUCAUGUUCAGAAUGUGGGAAAUGUUUUACAAGUAAAGGUAAUCUUGUUAGACAUGAGAGAAUUUACACAGGAGAGAAGCCAUAUUCAUGUUCAGAAUAUGGAAAAUGUUUUAAAACUAAAUCAGUGCUUGUUCUACAUGAGAGAAUUCACACAGGAGAAAAGCCAUAUUCGUGUUCAGAAUGUGGGAAAUGUUUUACAAGUAAAUCCAUUCUUGUUAUACAUGAGAGAAUUCACACUGGAGAGAAGCCAUAUUCAUGUUCAGAAUGUGGAAAAUGCUUUACACAAAAAGGAAAUCUUGCUAUGCAUCAGACAAUUCACACAGGAGAGAAGCCAUAUUCAUGUUUAGAAUGUGGAAAAUGGUUUAAAUCUAAAUCAGAGCUUGUUCUACAUCAGAGAAGUCACACAGUAGAAAAGCAAUAUUCAUGUUCAGAAUGUGGGAAAAAUUUUACAACUGCAUCAAGUCUUUUUAUACAUGAGAGAAUUCACACAGGAGAGAAGCCAUAUUCUUGUUCAGAAUGUGGAAAAUGUUUUACAACUAAAUCAGCGCUUGUUGUACAUGAAAGAAUUCACACAGGAGAGAAGCCAUAUUCAUGUUCAGAAUGUGGAAUAUGUUUUACAGCUAAACCAGCGCUUGUUCUACAUGAAAGAAUUCACACAGGAGAGAAGCCAUAUUCAUGUUCAGAAUGUGGAAAAUGUUUUACAAGUAAAGAUAAUCUUGUUAGACAUGAGAGAAUUCACACAGGAGAGAAGCCAUAUUCAUGUUCAGAAUGUGGAAAAUGUUUUAAAACUAAAUCAGCGCUUGUUCUACAUGAGAGAAUUCACACAGGAGAGAAGCCAUAUUCAUGUUCAGAAUGUGGGAAAUGUUUUAAUAAUAAACCACAUCUUGUUAGACAUGAGAGAAUUCACACAGGAGAGAAGCCAUAUUCAUGUUUAGAAUGUGGGAAAUGCUUUAUAGUUAAAUCAUAUCUUGUUACCCACGAGAGAAGUCACACAGGAGAGAAGCCAUAUUCUUGUUCAGAAUGUGGAAAAUGUUUUAGACAGAAAUCACAGCUUGUUCUACAUGAGAGAAGUCACACAGGAGAGAAGCCAUAUUCAUGUUCAGAAUGUGGAAAAUGUUUUAAAAUUAAAUCAGUGCUUGUUGUACAUGAGAGAGUUCACACAGGAGAGAAGCCGUAUUCAUGUUCAGAAUGUGGGAAAUGUUUUACAACUACAUCAAGUCUUGUGUUACAUGAGAGAGUUCACACAGGAGAGAAGCCAUAUUCAUGUUCAGUAUGUGGGAAAUGUUUUACAAGUGCAUCCAAUCUUGUUGCACAUGAGAGAAUUCACACAGGAGAGAAGCCAUAUUCAUGCUCAGAAUGUGGGAAAUGCUUUAUAGUUAAAUCAAAUCUUGUUACCCAUAAGAGAAUUCACACAGAGGAUAAACCAUAUUCAUGUUCAGAAUGUGGGAAAUGUUUUAAGCAGAAAUCAAAUCUUAUUACCCAUGAGAGAAUUCACACAAGAGAGAAGCCAUAGUAAUUUUAUGAUUGGGUGAAAUGACGAGGAUAUCCUAUCACAGAGGAUAAACCAGGUUCUUGUUUGGAAUGUGUGAAAGUAUUUACACCCCUGGGACCGCCCACAUUCCAUCAGUUCUAAUGCUAUAAAGCAUAGGAGGGCGGAGUCUAUAAUACAAGAUGAUAGCAUUAUAUUAGGGGUUUCCGAUGAUUCUUUAGGGUCAGGGAUUGUAUAGGGAGAUGGAGGGUCCGAUCCCUAUAUAACCCCGGGGUGAUUUGUAGUAAUAACCGUCCCGUUCCUGGUGUGUGGGUGUGUUUGCACACCUGUGAGGGGAGAUGAGUGCGAUACGUGUGAACUCCUCACAUCUUACAGCUUUAUACACUUAGUUUGCAGUAGACGUCUCUUGAAUAUUCAUCUUUGUUCCUUCUAGUCUGUGAUGUAAAGUUGUAGGAAGACGCCUGUAUUAUCAUUAUGUGCUAUAUAUCUAUAUACACAAACUCCUUCCUGAUGAUUAACCCCUAAUGUGCUGGGGAUAUAGUUCAGCCUAUAGUCAGGUGAAGUCAUUUGUGAUUGUCAGGAAGGUUUUACCUUCAGCCUAUGUUCAUAUGUAGACGCUGACUAAGACCACUCUGCACCCGAAACCCGUCAGUCUUUUCCUGUCUAUUCAUGCUGCUCGAGUGUAUUUUAUUAUCUUCUAAAUAAAGGAUUGAAUUGUAAGGAAUUUCAUUACUUGUGUGAUGUCUACAGCUCAUAAUGAUUAGAUACAGAUUAGA